Messenger RNA from Sceloporus undulatus (fence lizard), 2640 nucleotides. RefSeq names its product polo like kinase 2 (gene PLK2). Gene Ontology annotation, molecular function: ATP binding; protein serine/threonine kinase activity; protein binding. The transcript is spliced from 14 exons. Gene Ontology annotation, cellular component: spindle pole; nucleus; centrosome. Lineage: Eukaryota; Metazoa; Chordata; Lepidosauria; Squamata; Phrynosomatidae. The record is from RefSeq and is a predicted model, not a curated record. The coding region runs from base 20 to 2071 and encodes 683 amino acids. Gene Ontology annotation, biological process: mitotic cell cycle; regulation of cytokinesis; protein phosphorylation.
GUGGGGGUGGGUAGCAGGCAUGGAUCUACUGAGGACUAUCGCUUACCAGCCGGGGAGCAGCAACGGAGGGAGCAGCAACAGCAAGAUGAGCGAGCAGGCGCUGGGCAAAGCCUGCAGCGGGGAGGCGCGGAGGAAGAAGGCAGCCGGUGCUGCUGCUGAGACUUCGGAGCAGCAUCCCCAUCAUCCACUCGCUGCCUCUGCCGCCGCCGCCGCCACUGCUACCGAGAUCUCCCGGAUUAUUACCGACCCCACCACUGGAAGGCGCUACUGCCGGGGGAAAGUCCUGGGCAAGGGUGGCUUUGCAAAAUGUUAUGAGAUGACUGAUCUGACAACAAACAAAGUCUAUGCUGCAAAGAUCAUUCCUCACAGCCGAGUCGCUAAACCUCAUCAAAGGGAAAAGAUUGAUAAAGAGAUUGAGUUGCACAGGAUGCUCAAUCACCGGCACAUUGUGCAGUUCUACCACUACUUUGAGGACAAAGAGAACAUUUACAUUCUCCUUGAGUACUGCAGCCGAAGGUCUAUGGCUCACAUUUUGAAAGCACGGAAGGUCUUGACAGCACCAGAAGUACGAUACUACCUCAGGCAGAUUGUAUCAGGACUAAAAUACCUUCACGAGCAAGAGAUCUUGCACCGGGAUCUGAAGCUAGGUAACUUCUUCAUUAAUGAUGCUAUGGAGUUGAAAGUGGGUGACUUUGGGUUGGCAGCGAGGCUUGAACCAUUGGAGCACAGGAGACGAACAAUCUGUGGCACACCAAAUUAUCUUUCCCCAGAAGUACUUAACAAACAAGGCCAUGGCUGUGAAUCUGAUAUAUGGGCCUUAGGCUGUGUCAUGUAUACAAUGCUGCUGGGAAGGCCUCCGUUUGAAACAACUAAUCUAAAGGAAACAUACAGGUGUAUAAGGGAAGCAAAAUACUCCUUGCCAUCAUCUCUCUUGCCUCCUGCAAAACACUUGAUUGCAACCAUGUUGUCAAAAAACCCUGAAGAUCGCCCCAGCUUAGAUGACAUUGUUCGGCAUGACUUCUUUUUGCUGGGCUUCACACCAGACAGGCUUCCAGCUAGCUGCUGUCAUACAGUCCCUGACUUCAACUUGUCAAGCCCUGCAAAGAAUUUCUUCAAAAAGGCUGCUGCAGCUCUCUUUGGGGGCAAGAAGGAAAAAGCAAGAUAUUUCGACACACACAAUCGACUUGCUAAAGAAGAUGAAGAAAUAUAUAAGCUUAGACAUGACUUGAAAAAGACCUCAAUCACCCAGCCGCCUCUGAAACACAGACUGGAGGAGGAAAUCCAGCCUCCCAACACCACUGUAGCCAAACCUAGCAUAUUAACAGAAGCUAAACAAAUAGAUGCUAUCCGGAUGAUAGUUCGAGGAACUCUGGGAAGUUGCAGUAGCAGCAGUGAAUGCCUUGAAGAUAGUACAAUGGGAAGUGUAGCAGACACUGUUGCAAGAGUGCUACGUGGAUGUUUGGAGAAUAUGCCAGAAUCGGACCACAUUCCCAAGGAACAGCUGACAGCCUCUUUCCAGUGGGUCACAAAAUGGGUGGACUAUUCAAAUAAAUAUGGCUUUGGCUAUCAGCUCUCGGACCACACUGUGGGUGUUCUCUUCAACAAUGGUGCUCACAUGAGUCUUCUUCCAGACAAAAAAACAGUGCAUUAUUAUGCAGAGCUUGGUCAAUGCUCAGUUUUCUCUGCUACAGAUGCCCCUGAGCAAUUCAUUAGUCAAGUGACUGUCCUGAAAUACUUUUCUCACUACAUGGAAGAGAACCUCAUGGAUGGAGGGGACCUCCCCAGUGUAACAGAUGUCCGGAGACCCAGGCUUUACCUCCUGCAGUGGUUAAAAUCUGACAAGGCAUUAAUGAUGCUCUUUAAUGAUGGCACAUUUCAGGUGAACUUCUACCAUGAUCACACAAAAAUCAUCAUUUGCAACCAAAACGAGGAGUAUCUGCUUACAUACAUCAAUGAAGACAGGUUAUCGACAACAUUUCGCUUAACAACAAUUCUGAUGUCUGGGUGUUCACUGGAGUUAAAGCAUCGAAUGGAAUAUGCAUUGAAUAUGCUGUUGCAAAGGUGUAAUUAAAAGAACUUACCUAAAACCAAAAGGACGUCUCUCGCUGAAGUCUACAGCGGCGGCAGUUGGGGGAGGGAAAGUCGAGUAUGAUCAUGAAUGAGAAGUAGGGACUGGUACGAACACUUAUCUCAUCUUGUGUGCUGGGCUGGGACCAGACAUGGAGCCUUUGAUCUUCUUUUUUGGAUUAAUGGUGUGACGAGGAAUUCUUUGGAAUGCAGAUUUUUGUUUUUGGUUGGCACCUUCUGAAGAGAUGAGUUGGACUUGAAGCUCCGCAACAAACUGUUCUGAUGGAGGACUUAAACUGUGAAUAACACUCAGAAUUGGGAGGGAGGGAGAUCUGGUUGUGGAAUAACUGUAAGUGAGCAGCUUAUAGCUGCUUAACUGUGAACUAUGGCCAUACGUUUCCUCUUAUUUCUUCCAAGGACUGAUCACACUUUUGGCUGGCAAAGUGCAUUCCUUGUUGAUAAUUUUUUUAUUUAUUACAGCCUAAAGUGAAGUAUUUAUUAUACACUUUUUUUUUUGUAACUGUGAUUUUUAAAUAAACUUUUGUUGGCAAUAAAGAUUGGGGAAAACCUGAA